Molecule: messenger RNA, 864 nt
Organism: Stylonychia lemnae
Lineage: Eukaryota; Ciliophora; Spirotrichea; Sporadotrichida; Oxytrichidae
Source: the annotation of a GenBank genome assembly
AUGGAGAGUCAAAUACUAGCCUUGCUUAAUCAAAAGUCAGACACUACUAAUAAGUAUAAAAACAAUGUCCAGUUUCCUAAGAAAGCCUUCCCACUUAAUAAAUCAUCUAAGUAGGGACAUCUAUCUCAAUCAAUAGAUAAGUCUUUAAGUCUUUCCAAGUAUGAAAAAGAAGCCUUAAUCUCAAACAUCAACGAGAACUUUGGACAAAUAGAGAAAUACUUGCUUCAAGGUGGCAACAAAACUAAGCAGAUCCUGCAAGAAGAUGAAUUGGUUCAACUUAUGAAUGGAUUAUUUACAGAGUAUAAAUUUGAUAAAAAAUCACAUAGCUCUUAAAAUUUCUAAAAUUUCUAUGACAAUAUGAAGUCUAUUAUUUAAGACUAGGCCAAAGCACAUUCACUCUACUUGAUAUCAUUGAUACUUAAGCAUAGAAUAACUCAUGAUAGAGUAAUGAGGCACUUUAAUCUGAACGUGAUUGAUAAAGAGGGCACUCAAUUUCAUUUCAUUUUCCAAUCGAUUUACAUAAUACUUUUAGCCUUAUCUAAAAACCCUGAACUUUGUUUGAAACUAAAUAGCAUACUGCCUAAGAAGGAGAUAUUGCUAUCAUGGAUUGAUGUCUUCACUGAGAUUCUAUUUAUGUACUCUGCUUUCAACCCUGAGUCUAGUUGUAUGUCAACUGGUGGAGUGCAGCCAUUACUGAAUAAGAUAAAUACCCUGAUUGACUAAGAUUUAAAAGAUCUAAAAUUAGCUUAGGAAUUGAGUGGCAAUAUAGAGUGUUUGAGAGAGAAUAAUGAGAUGUUUAGAGCUCUAUUGUUUAAGAAAUAGCAUGGAGAUGGAGAGAUUAUCAGAGAGUAGAUCACUAUUUGA